GGACAUUUCGGCGACACUAUUGGUAGAUUGCAAGGAGACGUAGCACAGUGCGGAAAAAAGAGAGAAAGAUGACGACACUUACUUGUCUUGUAGCAUGGUUAUUUCUGUAUCUUUUUGCAGUUUCGUCGUUAUCACUGUGCAGUAUUAACAGAGAUUUGAGAGAGGAUGCCAAGGAUGGAUUUGAAAUUGGAGAGUCGGACCAGCCUCCUGCUAAUAUUAAGAACCCUAAUGGUGAAAUAGAAAUGCAUUUAAGCACUGAUGAGGGCAUGAAGGAAGAGAAGGAUGGAGGCAUAGCAGAGAAUCAACAUCAACAAGACUCCACUAAAGAAAAGAAUUCAGGUGUUUUGUCAUCAGAAACCAUUUAUCAAGAUUUGCAGAAUGAACCAUCAAUAGAACCUAAACCAUCACCGAGAGAGCAGAAACAGGAUCAGGAUGAGCGCAGAGAAAAAGACGUCAUUCCAGAUGAUGAUGACAGCCCCACCGAUAAUGACUCUUUGCCUGUUAACAAUGAUAUGGAUGGUUCGUCUAAGGAUGGAUUGAUUAAACAGGAUAUAUCUGGGGAUAAUGGAAUCACAGAAGAUGUCAAAGAGGACAGUCAACAAAUGGAGCUUGCACAAGCAGAAGCAGAGGAAGAAGAAAUAGACAAAAGUGAAGAAAAACAUUUAGAUGGAGAUCCAAACCAGGAUCAAGAAUCGAGUGCGGAAGAUAUAUCAACAGAUGCCACAAAAGAGCUGGACCCUGGUGAGAAAUCAGUUGAUGCCAAGACAGAGGUAGUGGAUGAAAAGACAGAGAAAGAAGGAGGAUUAACCAAUGACUCUGACUUAGCUGAACAUCUGGAAGAAAUAAGGGCUGAUGAUAAGAAAGAUAUUGUAAAAGAACAGCCCAGCACAGAAGCCAUUGAAGAAACAGAUGAUAGCAAAAUACAAGGGAUUGGAGAAGACAAAGAAGAAGAUACAGUGAUUGAUCAGCAGAUAGAUAAAGCAGAGGAAAUUGCGGGGGAUAAUGUAGUGGAACAAAGAGACGAGGAGGAGAAAAAGACAAAGGAAAGGGGGAAGGAAGAGGAGACAAUAACGGAAGAAAAAGGAGGUGCAAAAGCACUGGAUAUAAAGCGAGGCUCAGAUGAGAAAGACAAAGGAACAAUGGAUGACAAAGAUGAAGAAAUAAAACAAGAUCAAGAGGAUAAGGCAGAAGAGAGGACAAAGCCUGAAACUGUUUCUGAAGCGGGGAUCAAACCGACCGAGGAAGAGACCAAAUCUAACGCGACAGAUCACGAUGUGAUUAAAACUGAUGAAAUGCCAUCCUAUGAUGAGUGGAGGGAAAAGAAAUUACAACAAGCAAAGGAAGAUUUUGAUAGAGAAUUAGGCCAAGGUGAGAGAAAUCCUGCGCCCACUCCAAAGUUCAACUUGAAUGAAAACAGUAAGAACCAUGCAUCGGCCGACUGCGGAUCAAAGAUACUCGGAACCAAUCCGGAAGCCCAGAGCCCUUCGGCUAUUCUCAACAGCAAUAGGGACAUCUAUAUGAUCAACCCUUGCUCAGCCAAAAGUAUAUGGUUUACUGUAGAGUUAUGUGAGCCUAUCCAGGUAAAGCUGAUAGAGCUUGCCAACUAUGAACUCUUUUCUUGUGUUCCUGAAAGCUUCAAAGUCUCAAUAAGUGACAGGUACCCAGUGAGAGAGUGGCACCAGCUUGGUACGUUCGUAGCUCGUGAUGAACGAUCUCUUCAGAACUUCCCACUCAACGAAGAAACCAUGUUUGCCAAGUACAUGAGGAUUGAGAUGCUUACUUUCUUUGGCUCGGAGCACUUCUGUCCUCUCAGUGUACUCAGAGUAUUUGGUACAAGCAUGGUGGAGGAAAUUGACGAUGCAGAAGGAGUCGACUCGGCAUCUUCAACAGAACAAGAUGUGCUUCCCGUACAUCCGACACCGUUACCUGAAGAUCUCAAGGGUAAUGGUAUUCUGGACCACGCCAAGGAUGCGGUCUUCAAGCUGGUAGAGAAAGCUGCUAAAGUUCUAACAGGCUCUAAGUCAGACGGGGAGGCGGACACUGAUAAGAGUGCUGAUGAUAUUGGGGAAGAGAUGCUAAUGGAUAGAAACUUUUCUGAUGGCAAAGUGAAAGAAGAUGGCACUCACGGCUCUGACAAGGAGAAUGAAACUCAUAAUGACAGGUGUAACGGACAAGAAGUUUGUUUUCAAGAGAACUAUGCCACAGCAUCACAGCAUUGCUGCUUCAGUCUCCUCGCCCAGGCUGCUGGAUCAAUUCUUUUAUGUUGCAAGGCACUGAAACGAGGACCUAAACCUAUCAAACCAGGAGGAGAGACUGUUGAGGAGACUAGCAAUCUUCUUCUGCCUAGUCAGUUACCGAUGGAAGUGAUUCAGACCAAGAUUGAAGAUACGAGAGACAAGAUAGAGGCCAGUAUUCAGACGUCGAUAGUCUUAGAACCAACCCCACCUGACAUUUACCAUGGAGAAGACAAGAAAAUAGAAUCCAGCUCUCCCCCUUUGAUUGUCUUCCCUUCAACGGAUGUUGCACAGCCUGUCAAAAGUUCACGUUCGGAGAUAUUAGCCACGAAGACCAAGACUAAACAGGUACUCCAUACAUCAUUAGACCAAACACACAAUAUGAUGGAUGUUGGAGGUGAGAUUAAUAGGUUGCCGAGUGAAGAUAAGGAGAAUAAAUCUGAGAUAAGUGUUGAACCGAAACCAGUCCCUCUCCUUGGUGAUUCUGUCACAGAGGAAAAAACAAAAGCGAAAAACAAGAGCAUGGAUGUCGACGUUGCAAGUGCUUCUGAGUCAAAUAAAUCAACUAAUAUCAGUCAUGAUGUUCCACCCAUUGAAACCAUCACAAGACCUGAAUCGGAAGAAAAGGAACAGCCUCCAGUACAAACUUCUGACAAAGACGCCAUCAAGGUGAAUGCUGCAGUAGGAAGUACAAAAUCAUCCAGCCAGCGAAUAGAGUCAGAAAUCAAUAGCAAUGUCUCAGAAGAACUUGAGGAUAAAAGUUCCCCACCUGUAGCUGAUACCAUCAAAGAAGAGAAUGGUGCUAAUACGACAAAUAAACUUCAAAAAUCGAAACAGGAAGUGAAUGAAUCAACAAAGGUAACCCAACCCAGCGCGCUUGGCGAGAAACCGUCUUUGGCUAAUAACAGUAAGUCUACAGCACCGGCGGCAGAUGUGGGAAAUGGGUCGUUCUCUCCAAGUGCUUCAAGUUUAGGUUCCCUUCCCCAUGGUGUUCAGAAGGAGUCCGUACUGAUGAGGCUGAAUAACCGUAUCAAGACACUUGAGAUCAAUAUGUCACUGAGUGGAUUGUAUCUCGAGGAACUCAGUCAGAGGUAUCGCAAGCAGAUGGAUGAAAUGCAGAAGGCUUUUAAUACGAAGAUCAAAAAUGUACAAGAUAAUGCCCAGAAAGCUCAGGAGCUUAGACAACAGCAAGUAGAAUACAUUCAGCAGCUUGAGAAGAAAUUGGAGAAGGUGACAACAGACCUCGAGAAUGUGACUCACAGAAUGGAUGGAAUCCUGAGAGAGGUUGUUGAGCGUCAUCUCUUUUUGAUGCUGUGUGAGGUAGUUGUCAUGGUGAUCGUCUUCAGCUACUGUCUACGAAGUUCUUCCUCACAAUCGUCUCACAGCAUCAACACAUCUGUUGGCAUGGCAACCAAGUCAAGUGGUAAGAAGCCUGUCAAGGAGACUGGGAGAAGGAACUCAGAUGGUCUGCUCCAUGUGCCUAUGAGGGACAAGAUCUCCUUGAGUCCUGGACUGGGACCAGGACUUGGCUUCAUGAAAGAUGUUGGAAAAACUGGCAGCCUGGAUGAUUUGUUGAUCAUAGGACCCACCACCCCUCUCAGGGAGGCUCUUAGACAGGCAUCUGAGCCAUCCAAACAGAGAAACCGUCACAAGAACAAAGGGCGGAAUAAAAACAGCCAGAGACCAGCUUCAGCAGCCUCUGCAACCUCCACGGAGAGUGUUCCUCAGGAUCUUGUCUCCUCGUCUUCAAACUCCUCUAUAGCCUCCAGCUUUUCAUUGUCCUCGACAUCAAGCACCAAGGGACUAUCAUCAACGGCAACCUCUAAGCAAUCAUCCUCAGGACCGUCCUCGACAUUCGGCAACAAGGGAUUGCCGUCGGCAGCAAACUCUAGGCAUUCCACUGCGGGACUUCUAUUUCGGGGUUCUGCUCCGGUGAAAAAGGGAUCACAGGGGGGGAUGGGUGGACACCAACAGCCACAGAGGGGUGUGCCCGAAAACGUUGGACAGAUGAAUGGAGAGUAUCAGGGUCAUGCAGGUGGAGGAGGAGGGGGUAAGAAAAACAACCAGUGCAUUAAUGGCUAUAGCAAAAGGUGAUGAUUGAAAGAAUUUACCAAAAAAAUGUCCAUGCCUGUCCUUAAACGGCUGUUAUUCCUGGACGUUUCAGCCACCGUAUGCCGACAUACUGUAUGUGCGGUCAGCCUUUUUCUCCUUGAAACCCAUUUUUUUAAUGUCAAGAAUCGCAUUUUAUUGACAACAUAAAAUGUCAAGUAGUCAAGUGAUUUCUUAGAAGAAUCACUUGUUUUAACAAAAGGCAAUUCUCUAUAUCAAGAAAUGGCUUGCCGCAACCUGUGUAUGUCGGCACACACUGGCUAAAACAUUCGGGUGUGAUGACCCUUUACCUGAGUUUUAGCGAGAGCAGUAAGCUAAGACCUUGCUAGUUCAAUUUAUUAGACAAGCUUUCAACAAAUGCCUGCUUUCCAUGGGUGUUACUUUGUGAUUGGAUCGAAAUAUAAAGCUGAAACAUCGACAGUAAAUGGAAAACUAUUACAUUUUUGUCUUAUUAAUUUAAUAAAUUUUUAAGGUACUGGGAAGCUAUGUUCUUAUUUGUACUUGUUCCGUUCCUGUAAACUAACAGCUGAAAAGAUAACUAAACGUUCGGUGUGGAAAUAUAAAGCAAAAGUACUGUUAGGAUCUCCAGAUAUUAGAUUCUUUGAGCAACAUUACUCUGGACAAAAAUUAAAUGUUAAUGAGGUAAUAAUUCAGAUGAAAGAGCUUGAUAAAGUGUUUUAUUUUGUACUAAAGUACUUGUGGUAUCAAAAAUAUUUCUUAAGAUUUUAGAAUUUAGGUAAAUGGGUCAUGUUGCAUCUGUCAAAUUUUAACAAUGCUCAACAUCACCUAAUGGCCAAACCAGAGUAUGUUUCAGGUCAUUUCAAGCAUGUGUACCAAGGUCAUAAACAUAGAAUCACCUUUUGUCUGUAUCAUGGCAUUAUAAUUAUUUUGCCGAGCAAUUUCUACCUUGUUCAGCUCUCUUUGACCCUUCAUUAUGGAAUAAGCGUCAUGAAUGAGCACGUAUCAUAUGAGCACAAAAUACAUAUAUGUAUAUCUAGUGGAGCCAGUAGAGUGUAUAGCCAGUCCUAGUGGAGUGUUUUGUAAUUACAAGGAAAAGGUGGUUUACUCAAUUGACUGGAUUGGAUACAUACCUAUUGCAGAAUGGACAGUAACACUCAAUUUUCUUUCAUAAUUGUAUAGCGUAUACAUUGUAGAUGCAAUUUUAUGUUUCAUUUGACCCUUAACUGUGUAUGGUGAUGUCAUCAUAAUGGCGUCUAAACUGAAAAUUACCAUUGUGAAUUACAUGAUGCCUUUGAAUUAAUGAAAUUUGCCUGUAACUCGGUGCAUAUUAAAAUGUAGCAUUUUCUGCAGAGUAUUUUUUCUUUAUACUAGGAUGAUAAUUUCCUUUAACUUUAUUUUUUUGCUCUAUUUAUCCAAAAGCAUCAAAAUUAUUAUUUAUACUUCAACUGCAAUACAAAGGUAGAAAAAUAUAUAUUUUGCAGACAGAAUUGAUCAUUCAUUAGUACAAACUUCACAAAGAAUAUAUGGAUCUCUUCAUAUCCUAUGUUUAUUAGUAAUUUGCUAUACAAUAUGUACUAAGCACAUAAUGUUAUGUAUAUCUGCUUACAUGGAUGAUAGCAGUCUUUUUAUCUUUACCUUAUUAUAUUUCUCAAAACAGUAUUCAUAUAAUAUUAUGCCUGUGCUUCAAUGGUCCAUGAAAACAAUCAGUCAUAUAUUUUUCUAUUUAUUUAUGUUUUUUGUAUUUAUGUAUGAGGUUUUGCUUUUUACAUGCAUACAUCAUGGAAUUGUCAUCUAUGGGUUUUCUCGUACAUGUAAUUUGUUUUCCAUGAUGAUAUUUGGUAUUGAUAUUGGUGGUGAAUUUUUUUACCCGACUGCUAAGAAAGCAUGAAUGCUUGUAAGCAAGCAACCAGAGGACCGACGGCUUAAGGUCCUCUCCGAAGGACCUGGUACUGAGGAUUAAUGCCUUACCAAAGGGCACUAGCGCACCAAGUGGGAAUCAAACCCAGGUCACCGGAAUACGAAUCCCCGCUCUACCGACUGAUGGGGGAUGUAUUAUCAAUGUUAUUUUGCAUUCACAAAGGGGUUUGAAAACUUGUGCUCAUGAAAAUUUGAACUAGCACAAAUUUGUUUAUUGGCAAUUUAUGAACAGUGAAAAUAUUAUACACAUAGUACAUGCCAUUGAGGGCAUUAUUAAGAAUUGUAUGCACUUUGUACCUUUGGAAUAGUUUUAACUAUGCCUGAGGCAUAGCCAAGGGCGUUUGGACUGUUUCAAAGGUAACAAGGGUGGGUGAUUACUGUUGUGGCUGAGCUGAAUGGUGUGUCUUCUGUUUUAUAAGAUGGUGAGCUGGAUCCUUGUUAUUUUGUUAAAAUUAAAAACCCUUCUCAUUCUCUGGGUUCGAAUCCUAGCCGUGGUGUGUUUUCCUUCAGCAAGAAAUUUAUCCUCACUGUGCUGCACUCAACCCAGGUGAGGUAAAUUGGUACCGGCAGGAAAUAAUUCCUCAAAUUAUUCCUUAUUUCAAAACAUUGACCGGUAAAAAGAACUAGUCAUUAGCACCAGUCAUCAAGACAUUUUCCUAUUAGCCAACAUCAAUUACAGGUCAUGUGAUAGAUCUCAGCCAAUCAUUUGAUUAGGAUCCAUAUCACUAUUUUAUACAGGAAAAAAGGAUGUCUUAUUGUAGAUGGUAGUUGAUGCAGUUUUACCAUUUAGUUAAAGGUCAAGUCCACCCCAGAAAAAUGUUGAUUUGAAUCAAUAGAGAAAAAUCAAACUAGCAGAAUGCUGAAAAUUUCAUCAAAAUUGGAUGUAAAAUAAGAAAGUUAUGACAUUUUAAAGUUUUGCUUAUUUUUCACAAAACAGUGAUAUGCACAACUCAAAUGAGACAGUCGAUGAUGUCCCUCACUCACUAUUUCUUUUGUUUUUUAUCGUUUGAAUUAUACAAUAUUUCAUUUUUUAUAGAUUUGACAAUAAGGGCCAACUUGACUGAAUCAUAUAGUAUAAGCAAUGCUCAUUCCACAUGUUCAGGGAGGAAUUAAUUAUUGUUUUACUUGACAAUGAGGAGAAAAACAGAAUAUUCCCUAUUUCAUAUAAUAAAAUACAUAAGAAAUAGUAAGUGGAUGAUGUCACCAGUCUCCUCAUUUGCAUACCCAACAGGAUGUGCAUAUACUGUUUUGUGAAAUUAAGCAAAACUUUAAAAUGUCAUAGCUUUCUUAUUUUACAUCCGAUUUUGAUGAAAUUUUCAGUGUUCUGCUGGUUGGAUUUUUCUCUUUUUAUUCAAAUCAACUUUUUGUUUGGGUGGACUUGUCCUUUAAAUACUGUAUUCAGAUUUUCUUUAUCUGAUUUGAAAAAUGAAUUUCCAUUUCAUGUACCACUUUGAAUUUGCCACUCUGUACUCAGGUGAAGUAAAUUUGUAUCCACUGAUAUGCCCUGAAGAUAAUAAUACUAAUUCUUAUUUAUCCAAGGAAGCCACUUCAAUGUUCAAAUAGUCUAAUGUGUCAAGGUUGGAUGAAGUCUCGAAUUCUAGUAAUUUUAACCCUCACGUUGCACUCACACCAAUGAAAACUAAUUCCAACUAUCGAUUAUAACCAAAAGUUCCUGGAUGUAGCUCACAACGCUUACUUGUGUGACCUAAUAACUUCUGAGACCUUGAAGAUACCAACGAUAUACAGCAAGAGGGGUAACACAAGUAGCAAGCUUUACGAUGAUUCCUCCUCGAAAUGUAAGAAGGAAUUGAGCCCACGGUGUAAAGGCGGACCGAACUAGACUAGCGCUAGCUAUGGUACGAGCAGACCGGAAGUUGUCGGGUCACGCAUCUCUGAACAAGAAGUAGAAUGUCUAGUUAAGUCCACAAAGGGAAUGGUAAAUUCAUGCCAUGCGCUUCAUCCUGGAACUUUUGGUUAUUGUCAAAAACAAGAAAUUUCAAUGACCUACCAAUUACCAUCCGUUGGUUUGGAAUUGGAUUACCUUGGUGCGACAGUGGCAUCACCAUUCUGUGCCAAAAUUUUGCCAAAUUUUUUUGCUACAAUCAAAACUGUUUCCUGAUUCUCAGUAUAUUCACAUAGUGAGAGGAUGGCUAAGUUGAAAAAUAUUCAAGCCUUUAUGGUCAUGAUUAUACAUGUUAUAUCUUUUAAUAGUUCAUGAUGGUUUGGGCCUGGACCCUACUGGGAUAGGAUUUUUACAAACAGGGUAGUGUUUAUUGAUAUAUGUUGAUGUUAUUUAGUAAGGUUUUGUUUUUAUUAUUGUAUGCUAUUUAUACCGUCCUUCAUAAAACAUGGCAGAACAACUCCCCACAAUAGUGCUUGUGCCAAGUGUCUACUUCUGUUAGAGUUCAUACAAUGCUACUCUCAGCAGAGUUUUGUGCAUAAUGGAAGUGUCAAUGUGGGUUCUAAUCCCAAUUCCUUCAACAAGAAUUUUACCAUAUUGUGCUGCACCCAACCCAGGUGAGGUAAACAGGUACUUGCAAAGAAUUGCGUUCCUUGAAAAGCAGCGCAUGUAACAGCUGCUUUGCCAAAGCCAGGGUAAUUACGCUGUAUUUAUUGUAGAGCACUUCGGAUAAAGUAAGCAUUAGGCAUUUUAUUGCAAAUUAUGACAAUAUAUAGAAAUGGUUGUAUUUGAAGCACAAUUUAUAUAGUUAUCAAUAUUUAUUCUUUUAAACUUAUCCAUGCCAAUGAUAAAAAAAAAAGAAUCGUAAUAAUCCUGAAUUUCAAAUUUCAUAUUUGUCAUUUCACCUUGCUUAGUUAAUAUAUGUAUAUUGUGUACUUCAUAUCCAUUACAGUAUGUGUUUGAUAUUAUUAAUUGUAAGUGAUUUACCUGGACCUGUUUUUAAAAAACUCUAGGUUUCCAGUUGAUGUGUCAGUGUGUUUAAAUUUCACUCAUGAUUGUUAUACUGUAUGAAGAGUAUUAUGAACUAAUAAAACGCUUUCAAUUAUAUCUUUGAUAUCUUAUAGAAAAAUAUUAA
This is a messenger RNA of Lytechinus pictus (painted urchin), 9256 nucleotides long. RefSeq names its product SUN domain-containing ossification factor-like. Gene Ontology annotation, cellular component: cytoplasm; membrane. The coding region runs from base 69 to 4328 and encodes 1419 amino acids. The record is from RefSeq and is a predicted model, not a curated record. The transcript is spliced from 17 exons. Gene Ontology annotation, biological process: protein folding in endoplasmic reticulum. NCBI's taxonomy places the organism in Eukaryota, Metazoa, Echinodermata, Echinoidea, Temnopleuroida, Toxopneustidae.